Molecule: messenger RNA, 1542 nt
Organism: Vitis riparia (riverbank grape)
Lineage: Eukaryota; Viridiplantae; Streptophyta; Magnoliopsida; Vitales; Vitaceae
Product: thiol-disulfide oxidoreductase LTO1
Exons: 6
Coding region: 96-1181 (361 amino acids)
Molecular function (GO): oxidoreductase activity
Source: RefSeq, a predicted model, not a curated record
AAAAUCCAAAGUAGGCAGCCAAACGGACGCUGAAACCGCCAAGCUUGGCGAAGAAGGCGAAGACCUGUGGGCUUGUGAGGCGAAAUUGGGAGUUGAUGGCUAGCUUCGUCGUAUCGUAUCAUCCGUUCUUUUCACCCACUCCUCGUUUGUAUUCUCCAUCUCCUUCUCCAUCGAUUCCUUCUGUAACCCAAUGCAAGGGUUGGGGUCGCGGGGUUCUGAUGCUUCCCCUUAAGUGCUUGCCCAAGCAAACUCCGGAUUCCGAUACUGCGUCCUCGUCUUCUUCUUCUCCGAGCAUUUCAGCAUAUAGUUGGUGUGCAGGACUUGGAGGUUUAGGGUUUCUGGAAACCACGUACUUGACUUACCUCAAGCUCACCAAUUCCGAUGCCUUUUGCCCCAUUGGCGGUGGCACCUGCAGCGAUGUCCUCAACAGUGACUAUGCCGCCGUUUUUGGUGUUCCUCUUCCAUUAAUUGGAAUGGCUGCUUAUGGGCUAGUUACAAUACUUGGUUUACAGUUGGCUGGAAAGAAUGUGCCUUUUGGAAUUGGUGAAACCAAUGGUCGUUUGCUUUUACUUGGGACCACUACCUCCAUGUCUGCUGCAAGUGCAUACUUCUUGUACAUUCUAAGCACACAAUUUCCAGGAGCAUCAUGCUCAUAUUGUUUAGUUUCAGCUCUAUUGUCGUUCAGCUUAUUUUUCACCUCUCUAAAGGAUUUUCAGUUGAAAGACAUACAGAAAACGGUGGUGCUACAGCUAUGUAUUGCUAGCUUGGUGGUUGCUACUUUAAGCACUUCAUAUAAUACUUUGCCUGUCUCAACAAGCUUGGCUGAAAUUGACCUGCAGCCAUUUACAGUUGAAAUUACAACACAGUCAAGUCCUUUGGCUCUUUCUCUUGCAAAGCAUUUGCGAUCCAUUGGAGCUAAAAUGUAUGGCGCUUUCUGGUGUUCACACUGUGUGGAACAAAAACAGAUGUUCGGACGUGAGGCAGCAAAGCUAUUGGACUAUGUGGAAUGCUUCCCUAAUGGAUAUAGGAAGGGAAUUAAAAUGGACAAGGCUUGUUCAGCUGCUAGAAUUGAGGGGUUCCCAACAUGGGUAAUAAAUGGAGAGGUUUUGAGUGGAGAACAAGAAUUUUCAGAGCUUGCUCGAGCAUCUGGAUUUGAUUUUGACAGUUCUAGUCAAACCUAAUUAAAAUGAGCCAUUGUGGUGGUAGCAUUGCAGACAUCUACAACUCUUGGAUGACUUAGUUGUGGCCAUUGCACAUACCUGUUUCCCAUGUUCUCUUGAACCUUCGAGAGCUCAGGUUGGGGCCCAUGCCAGUGUUUUCCAGAAACUGUUAUUUCUAACGAGUGUGGUGAUGAGAAACAGGGAGAGGGAUUGUACCGAGGGUAAAUAAAAAAUUCACGUCUAUACCUUUUCUUAUUGUAAUCCGUGUUUUAAAAAAGUAGUGUUGAACUGGGCCAUCAAACUGAUAAUUGACUGUAUUGUUUAGUGUCAUGAGUGGCAUCUUGCAAUGAUCAUCCUUAAAGAACAAGAUAUUUGAGUGGCA